GGAGAACAGCCUGGAGGAGUGUGGUCUGGAGCUGUACUUCAUCCAGGACAUGGAGAUCCUGGGCAAGGUGACCACCCACGAGCUGAAGGAAGGUGGCGAGAGCAUCCGAGUGACAGAGGAGAACAAGGAGGAGUACAUCAUGCUGCUGACAGACUGGAGGUUCACGCGGGGCGUGGAGGAGCAGACCAAGGCUUUCCUGGACGGCUUCAACGAGGUGGUGCCGCUGGAGUGGCUGCGGUACUUCGACGAGAAGGAGCUGGAGCUGAUGCUGUGCGGCAUGCAGGAGAUCGACAUGAACGACUGGCAGAAGAACACGAUCUACCGGCACUACACCAAGAACAGCAAACAGAUCCAGUGGUUCUGGCAGGUGGUUAAAGAGAUGGACAAUGAGAAGAGGAUCCGGCUGCUGCAGUUCGUGACGGGGACUUGCCGCCUGCCCGUCGGGGGGUUUGCAGAGCUCAUCGGCAGCAACGGGCCCCAGAAAUUCUGCAUCGAUAAAGUUGGCAAAGAGACGUGGCUGCCUCGGAGCCAUACAUGCUUUAACCGCCUGGAUCUCCCUCCCUACAAGAGCUAUGAACAGCUGAAGGAGAAGCUGCUUUAUGCGAUUGAGGAGACAGAAGGAUUUGGACAGGAGUGA
Molecule: messenger RNA, 637 nt
Organism: Antrostomus carolinensis (chuck-will's-widow)
Lineage: Eukaryota; Metazoa; Chordata; Aves; Caprimulgiformes; Caprimulgidae
Product: NEDD4-like E3 ubiquitin-protein ligase WWP2
Exons: 6
Biological process (GO): proteasome-mediated ubiquitin-dependent protein catabolic process; negative regulation of transcription by RNA polymerase II; protein K63-linked ubiquitination
Cellular component (GO): cytoplasm
Molecular function (GO): ubiquitin protein ligase activity; RNA polymerase II-specific DNA-binding transcription factor binding
Source: RefSeq, a predicted model, not a curated record